CCUAUGAAAAAACGUAAACACUAAACAAACAAAUUUCUCUUUUGACAGGAGAAGUCGUACGUCUGUGUGGGUGAUGUGUGUCAGAACAUACAUCACUUAAAACUUAAAUGUAAAUGUAAUUAUUGCAAUGACUCACAUUCACAUUCUUUGUGAACUCGUCGUAUAUUGAACUUUUGACGCUCACCAUGGAAGGUAUUUUAGACGAAAUCAACAUCACUUACAACUGGAAAAUUAUCAACGAAAAGAAAAUAAAAAAUGCUGUAACAGUUUUCAACCCAUCGAGCAGUAUUGAAAUUGACGAGAUCGUCUCUUUGGACUCUUGCAUCGCUUUUUCCCAGCAAGACGAAGCAACUGGCCCACUUGAAAUUUUCAUCGACGUGGUCAAUCCUGGUCAUGUGAUAAAAGGUGUCUGGUUAGUCUCAGAGGCUAAAAUAUUGGAGGUGUUUGGAAGAUUAGGAGAAUACGAAAGCACAACUAAUGCUGUUAAUACUUUGGAAGGAGAAGAUGACGAUGAAAUGCAAGUUUAUAGGGCUAAACUUCCCUUAAGAACUCCCUCCAGAAAAUGUUCGAUUAGGUUUGCCGGAGUAACCAAUGGGAAAAAGGAAAUGUGGCUUUUAGGAAUGGGCAUUGUUCUGGAACCUUGUGUGUCAUCACCGGAAGUUGAAUCUCUUGCUAAACGAGUUGAAAGCAUUUUGCAAGAUUCAAAAGUACCCUUGUCGAAAAGCGCAGAAAAUUUCAAAGCAGUUGUCUUUAGUCAGCCAAGCUUCCAUCAGAAUGCUGAGCAGGAAACGAAAAUUAGUAUUUCAAAGCAGUUGCAGCAAUUUGAAGUCAACAUGAUGAAUCACAUUGACAUGAGGUUUAAGCAAAUGGAAGAAAUGAUAGAAAAAAUUAACAGACGUUUAGAUGGAAUUACAGAAAGCUGUAGAGAUUCCAAUGACACCCUGCAAAGCUGAAAUUGUUUGAAAAAUAAUUUAUGCUAUUGAAUCAAGAAAGUUUUUUGUUUGACAAAGAAAUUUAAGCAGAAUAAAAAUAUUGAAAUUUUUCACAUGGAA
Molecule: messenger RNA, 1052 nt
Organism: Neocloeon triangulifer
Lineage: Eukaryota; Metazoa; Arthropoda; Insecta; Ephemeroptera; Baetidae
Exons: 5
Coding region: 186-953 (255 amino acids)
Source: RefSeq, a predicted model, not a curated record